CACGACCUCCACGUAGCCGUCCUGCGAUCGUUUGCAGUAUCCCACCCCGAGUGUCUGUCACUCCUCAAAUACCAACCGUCAUCUCCCCUCCCUUCCACGUACUCAAUCAUGUCCGUUAAUCCUUCUGCCAUCUCAUCAUCUCCAUCCCCUGCUUCAGAAGCGGGCCCUUCAAGAAAGCGCCCACGCUCUGAAAUUUCCUCAGAAGAGCGUAAGGAAGCUAGGGCACAUCGUAAUCGUAUCGCCGCCCAGAACUCUCGCGACCGCCGAAAGGCCCAGUUUUCUUACCUUGAGCGCCGAGUCGCUGAGCUCGAGGAGGAGAACCGCCAACUCCGUGUGGGAAUGGCACCCGGCCACUCGUUAGCCGAUGAGCAACGAGCAGCUGACAAAGCCCGGGAGCGGGAGAACGAAGAACUGAGAGAGCGUAUUAAGACGCUGGAGAAGGGAUGGGAUGCUGUCGUAAAGGCACUCGCCGCUAAUGGUGUGCCGACGGGUCUCCCGUUACCAUCAUCAGAGCCGGCUACUGCACCGCAACAGCCAGCACAGACCCCUACUCAAACGAAUUUGCCUCCGCAGACGGAGCCUAUACUAACCCAAAUAACACCACUUUCACCCGCUCCCUCACAUUCCUCUUUGGAAUUCGGUAGCCCCAUGUUCUCCGCUUCUUCUCCCUCCUCUUCUGAUGUGUCUGACAUCGAGCCCACUCGCCACCUAGCACGGGUGGCGACCACCAGCGGACCAGUUAGCUCUGGUACCAUGACACGUGAAGAGCAACCUCCCGUCGACGACGCUACUAUGGAAACACUCUUCCGCGAAAUCCUCGCUAGUUCCCCGGAGACGGCACUUCUACCUCUUGAGGCAGAGACGCCACUGUCAGCUCCCUCGACGGAAGUAGCGUCUCUUCCGAGGUUUGACGAGAUGGCUAAGGGAAGUCUCUUGUUGAGUGGAGUCGAGGCCGAGAUGGAUCUGAAUAUCAACUGGGGUCAUGAGGACCAUGAUGUCCAGAGGCUACUAGAAUUGUUGCCUAGUGAGCAACCGGUCGAGUAUCCGGGCUGGGAGUCGUUUAAUUCGGCGACUGUCGGGGUGUUCUAA
Guyanagaster necrorhizus is the source of this 1089-nucleotide messenger RNA. RefSeq lists its product as uncharacterized. The transcript is spliced from 3 exons. The record is from RefSeq and is a predicted model, not a curated record. Gene Ontology annotation, cellular component: nucleus. Gene Ontology annotation, molecular function: RNA polymerase II transcription regulatory region sequence-specific DNA binding; DNA-binding transcription factor activity, RNA polymerase II-specific. NCBI's taxonomy places the organism in Eukaryota, Fungi, Basidiomycota, Agaricomycetes, Agaricales, Physalacriaceae. Gene Ontology annotation, biological process: regulation of DNA-templated transcription. Bases 109 to 1089 code for a protein of 326 amino acids.